Mastomys coucha (southern multimammate mouse) is the source of this 2285-nucleotide messenger RNA. RefSeq names its product ring finger protein 223 (gene Rnf223). Gene Ontology annotation, biological process: protein ubiquitination. The record is from RefSeq and is a predicted model, not a curated record. Bases 1018 to 1785 code for a protein of 255 amino acids. Gene Ontology annotation, molecular function: ubiquitin protein ligase activity. Lineage: Eukaryota; Metazoa; Chordata; Mammalia; Rodentia; Muridae. The transcript has 2 exons.
GGCCUUGAACUCAGAAAUCUGCCUGCCUCUGCCUACCAAGUGCUGGGAUUAAAGGCAUGCGCCACCACCGCCCGGCUGAGACCCCAUCUUUUCAAGCACAAAGACUAGGAGCUUCUUCUCUGAGGUAUAGUACAAAUGGUACCCAAGCAGGUACCCACAAUCUAUUGUGACCAGCCGGGUCCCUAAUAUUCUUAACUUACCCCAACGUCUAGGGUGUUGCCCAGGUCUACCUAGCCCUGACCUUGCACCCCUACUUCCUGGACUUCAAAACAAGGAGUUCCCCCAAAGGCAGCAGGGUGUUGAAACAGCAGCAGAUGGGGGCCUUGCAUGAAGCAAUUGUGAGAAUAUGGGUGAGAUGGAAGAAGAAAGAACAGGACAUUGGUGGGCACAGAGAUGGGGCAGAAGAGGGCAACUUGGGCUGUAUCUGAAAGUAUGCUAGGUUCAGUGAAGUGUCCCUGCUGAGCACACUUCGGGACCAGGUGGCACACUUACUUUCCAGAGGAGAGGGGUUUGAGUACCUGAACAUCUACUCUUAAUCUGAAAUCCUAAGACAAGAGGCCUGUGCUGAUCCUAGACCUACCCUGGCUCUAACCAUUCCUCUAGCUCCCCACUCAUUCUGAGUCUGCCAAGGAAGAGAACAGCCAAUCACUGAUGUUCAGUGCCACACCCCCCCAGCCACCACAUCCUGGAGGGUAUAAAUAAACCUGCUUCAAAACUCAUGGCCUGAGAAUUCACACCUGUCUCAGUCAGCCACCUCCUGGAUGAACACGGGCAUCAUACCUCCACACCCACAUACACACAGAAGAGGUGUGCCUGCCAGACCAGUGCCACCAGAAGGCUGUCUGCUGCUAGCCUGUGGAGGAACACCUGCCAGGUGGAGCAGAGGCUGAGUCGGACCUGAAGGAGUGGGAAUAAGCUUUACUAGAGCUGGUCAGCCUAAAGACACAGAGUUUUGCUGUGACCAGUGAAGAGGACCAUGCCCAGGAACUGCUGACCCCAAGCCACCAGUUCAGAAUCAUGUCAUCAGGCCAACGGGUGUGGCGUACAGCUAUGCCACCCUACCGCCAGAACAGCUCUACAGCCUCAAUGCCCAGGUCCCCUGGCUCAGGUGGCAGCCCCAAGUCCCCCAGUACUCCUGGCUCAGUGAAAGUGGCCUCCCCAUUGGAGUGUUCCAUCUGCUUCUCAGGCUAUGACAACAUUUUUAAGACGCCCAAAGAGCUUUCCUGUGCUCAUGUCUUCUGCCUUGAGUGCUUGGCUAGGCUGGCAGCUGCCCAGCCUGCAGGCCGUCCUGGCAGAGAAGCUGUGCCCUGCCCAUUCUGCCGACAGCCCACGACUGUGCCUGCCGCUGGGGCUCCUGCACUGCGCACAAGCCGUCAGCUACAGGCAAAGAUGCCAGCGCAUCUACAGAGAGAGGAGCCUGUGUGGCUUGAGGGCACCAAACUGUGUUGCCGCCCCUUGCCCACCACUCCUGGCCGAGAGGACAGUGGCUUUGUGUGUGUGGACGUAGGCCUGAGCAAACCAGCUGAGCCCACCCUACCUGCACCUGUCCAAGGCCCUGCACCCAACCCAGGCUGGCUGGCCCGCUGUUGGGCACGCUUUGGGGACUGGCGUCGUGUAGCACUGGUUUCUGUGCUGUUGCUGGUGCUGUUUUGUGUGAUACUCUGGCCUGUGCAGUGUGCACUCAAAACUGGAAAUCUGCAUUGCAGUAACCGGCCACCUGCAGCCACUGCCACCACCACUGCCACCACCAAUGCCCUCUUCCUUGGGCUUUUAGCCAACAACUAGAGUCACCACUUCGGCCAGGCCAGCUAUUUCAACAGCUCCAUGGAUGGGUCUCUGACCCACUGAGGUCAAGAACAUAGCAGCUUUUGAAGAUAGUUGGUCCCCCAGAACCCCAUAUAGGAUAGGUAUGUGUUCCUUACUCUCCAGGACUAGAUGCCAAUAAGAACAAAAGAGUCCUCAGAGCCUCUAAGAACCACAGGCUUCUAAAGGCUCCAGAAACUGCCCUGGGACCCUAUCAUACAGAUGGGGAAAGGAACCUAGGGAUGUCUGUUUGGUCAGGUGCCUGGCCUCCCUGAACACACUGAAUUGCCAAAACAGCAGGAGUUUGCCAUCCUUCCUUUCUUAAGACAUUGCUGGGGAUACUGAGCAGCUGAUUCUCUAAGAGUGAAAAUGAAAAGGCAGGACACUUUUUGCCCAUGCCACAGUGCCACAGCAGGAACUUGCCAGCUAUCCCUGGCCAUUAUGAAUGGUACAUUUUAAAAUAAAUUAUUUUGUAUAAAUAU